Molecule: messenger RNA, 900 nt
Organism: Wallemia ichthyophaga EXF-994
Lineage: Eukaryota; Fungi; Basidiomycota; Wallemiomycetes; Wallemiales; Wallemiaceae
Exons: 5
Coding region: 1-900 (299 amino acids)
Cellular component (GO): fungal-type vacuole; plasma membrane
Source: RefSeq, a predicted model, not a curated record
AUGUCAGAUCCAGGAAAUAUUUACCAUUACAACACUGAAGAUGGCUUUCCCACCCUAUCACAUACCGCCGUUUUCGCUGUUUUCUUUGGCCUUUUCACUGUUGCACACAUAAUUCAAGCAGGCUGGAAAAAACAGUGGUGGCUGUAUGCAACGUUAGUCAUUUUUGGUCUGAUGGAGGUUAUUGGAUGGGCGGCCAGAUGCACAGAUUCAAGAACAGGUUAUAUCAUUCAAACUUCUCUUCUGGUUAUUGCACCAUGCUUCCUCACUGCGUUCAUAUACUAUGAUCUAGCAAACGUCCUUCGCCUCUACGGCCCUUACAGCAUUAUGCCCUCCAAAACAACUGGUAUCGUAUACAUUACGCUCGAUGUCUUGUGCAUCUUGAUUCAAGCCGCGGGAGGUGGCCUUGCAGCUUCAGCAUCUAGUAGCAAUCAGAGUAACGGAGCUGAUGCAGCUGAUAGGGUUAAUCUCGGUUCUAAUGUUGUCUUAGCAGGAAUUGCAUUGCAGCUAGUUGUAGUAUUGGCAUACUCUUGCUUCCUCGGUGAAUUCGUUGUCAGAUACUACACGAACAGACCAGUUAAGCGUGAGCGCCCACCAGCAGCUGUUAUUAGACUAUCAAGCAGAGAGCAGCUCAAACUCAAACUCAGACUUGUUAUGCUCUGUAUUAUCACCACGUUGGUAAUCUGGAGAUCAGCAUUUAGAGUGGCGGAGCUUAAUGCUGGCUGGGAAGGCGAUCUGAUGAGGAAUCAGGACGCUUUCGACACCUGCGACGGUAUGCCAAUGUUGCUUUGCCUGGCUGUUUCUUCUCUCCUCCAUAUUGGCUGGUUGAAUCCAGACCCGUCGAUGAUGAGAAAUCGCAAUCACGCUUCAUAUUCUAGCGAAGGCAAACACGAACUCGUAUAG